AUGGUCAAGCUUACCGAAGUCGAGGACGAGCACUUCUCCGAGAAGCCCACUGCCACCAAGAACGAUGCCCUCUUGGUCUCUGACGAUGAGGACGAGGACUACAGUGACACCGAGUCCGAAAUUUCCAACGAAGAUGAGGAAAUUGUCGAGGAGGAAUCUCUUUACGAGCGUGUCUCCGCCUUGAAAGACAUGCUCCCCCUCCCGCGCGCCGGUCUUUCCUUCAGCGGCCGUGCCCUUUGGAUCAUUAGCACCAGCGCUUUCCUGAUCGGCGUCCCGUGGGCUCUGGCCUACGCUGAGGAGGAGCAGUACAUCCAGAUGGAGCGCGAGCAGGGCAUGAUCAAGGGCGCCAACGAGAUGCUCACUCCCGGCGUUGAGCCCGAGAAGCAGGAGGCCCAGGCCAUCCUGUAA
Messenger RNA from Penicillium maclennaniae, 408 nucleotides. RefSeq names its product mitochondrial import receptor subunit TOM22. The record is from RefSeq and is a predicted model, not a curated record. Gene Ontology annotation, cellular component: mitochondrial outer membrane. The coding region runs from base 1 to 408 and encodes 135 amino acids. The transcript is spliced from 4 exons. Lineage: Eukaryota; Fungi; Ascomycota; Eurotiomycetes; Eurotiales; Aspergillaceae. Gene Ontology annotation, biological process: intracellular protein transport.